This is a messenger RNA of Dreissena polymorpha, 2663 nucleotides long. RefSeq names its product myosin-10-like. Gene Ontology annotation, cellular component: myosin complex. Bases 363 to 2663 code for a protein of 766 amino acids. Lineage: Eukaryota; Metazoa; Mollusca; Bivalvia; Myida; Dreissenidae. The transcript has 18 exons. The record is from RefSeq and is a predicted model, not a curated record.
UAAGACGCUUGCCUUUAUAAUGGAAUCAGUGUAAGCAGAAAAUAAGCACGCUGCUACAGAAAAAACCUGGACCUUUUGUGAUCUAUUUACAACGUAAUCAUGGACCAUUGAAGCUUCUAGACCCUUGUAGACAACAUCUAUUUAACCAUGAUCCACAUUAACCUUUGUCCCUUGUGACCCAUAGGGAGAAGCAUGUGCUAGAUGACCUCAGGGAUUGCCUGGAAACCAAAGUGACGACAGUGGAAGGGGAAUCGUGGGGCCUGAGGGACCUAAGGGCGAAAGGGGUCCACCUGGAUACCCGGGUCAGAACGGUCUGCCAGAUAAUAAAACAAUGUCGGGAUGGUGUGGGAGAGAGAGGACCCAUGGGACCACCAGGACCACCUGGAGACGCGACUGCACUGCGGGGCCCACUGGGGCAACCCGGAGCACCUGGUCUGCCCGGAACAGGAUCUGGGUCUGGAGGUGACGGAGCUGCUACCCCGGUUCAGUUUGCUGACAAGUCUGAGCUCAAGAGAGCAGCUUACAAAAUUCCAAUUGGAACGCUGGCCUUCGUACUGAACACAGAACAAGUGUAUAUACGCGUUUCCCAGGGUUGGAGAAGUAUAACGCCUGGAAAUGACUUAAUUCGUUUGCUGCCAGAAACACCAGUAGAACCUGUUGAGGGGGAGACACGUGGCCAGCUGGCAGCCAAGAGCAAACUGCAUCAGGAGGCAGACGAGAAGAAGGCCCUGAAGACUGAGGCAUACAACUCGCAGGACAGGCUGGUGAAGUCACGCCGCAAGCCGCACGAGGAUGACGAAAACAUGGAGUUGGAGAAGCAGCGCUCCAGCAUGGUAGCCUUCGAGAAGAAGCAGCCCAAGUUUGAUCACCUACAUGUCUUAAAGAGGCUGCUCCAGGAGAAGGACGCUGCAGAGAAGGAGAGUCGUGACAAGGAGACCAAGAUCCUGAACCUGAACACGAAUGCCAAGCAGAAGCAGGAGAAUGACAUGAAAGACUUUAAGCAGCAGGUGGAGGCUCAGAUGAAGGACUUUGGUUGUGAGCUCGACGAGGCUGGAUGUGCCAGGGACGAGAUGCAGGGACCGUUUAAAGGGAAUGAGAAGCGCCUGAAGACACUGGAGACAGACAACAUCCAACUGCAUGAGAAGCGCCUGAAGACACUGGAGACAGACAACAUCCAACUGCAAAACAACCUGGCUGCUACUGAGCACGCAAAAAGCAAUGCUGAGGCAGAGAGGGAUGCACUGCAGGAUGAAAUCAGCAACAACUCAGCCGCAAAGUCUGCACUGCUGAAUGAUAAGCACAGCCUGAAGGCCAGGAACAGCCAGCUGGAAAUUGAGCUGGAGGAGAAACAAUUCUCCAACGCUGACCUUGUGGUUAAGACACGCGAGGCAACCAUGCAGUUUGAGAAGUGCCAGGCAGACCUGCGUAAUGAGAGCCAGAGGUUGCAGCUGGAGGUCAAGGACUUGAAGGAGAAGCUGGCCAAGGUUGAGGGACGGCUGGGGAAAAAAAAGUGGAAGGUGGCAACCCUGAAGGAGCAGCUUGAUCUGGAGAGAAAGGAGCGUGGCAACAUGCAGCUGGCCAUCCGGCGCCUGGAGAAGAAACUGAAGGAGGAGCGUCGCAAUGCCAACCAGUACAAGGAUCAAAGUGAGCCCAGUGAGGAGGAAAGGGAAGAAAUGCAGGAGCUAGAUAAACCCAAAGAGACAAAGAAGGAAAAGAAAGCAAGAAAGAAAAAGGUGGAAGAAGAAGAAGAGGUUGAGGCAAACGACGCCAAAGAGGUCAAAGUUGGUGAGGUUGUAAAGGUUGAACCAAAGAUUGUCACCAUGGAAGAUUUGGAAAAUAAGAAAGAGAAAAAGAAUAAGAAGAAAAAUAACAAGGGGAAAGCGGAAGAAGAGAAAGCAGACAAGGCUGGUGAAGGUGAGGAGGAGGAAGGUGGCACUGUAAAAACUGCUGCUCAGAAAAAGAGGGAGAAAAAGGAAUGGAAGAAACAGAAAAAAAUGGAGCAGAAAAAGAAGCAGGCAGGCAAGAAGGAGACCAAGGAUGCAGCAGAAGACAGGGAAACAAGGCCUGAAACCAUGGCGACAGAAACUGUCACGGCAACAGAAACUGCCAAGCCAAACACUGAUUCCAGUCUGUCAGUGUUCACCAUGAGCCAGGAGAUACAGAGCAAGGUUAUCAAGGGAAAGAUCAAGCUUCUGCUGGACCAGCUAUGUGACCAGUUCCGGGAGGAGUCAUUCCUACUGAUGGCCUGCUUAGGGGACGGCAGCCUCUCACAUCUGCGGUCCAGGGCAAGCAAGGGCUUCCUGAAGGCCCACAAAGACAUCAAGUCACAGUUCCUGGAACACUGUCUCACACGUGAGCAUAAGAAGUCAAAAGAGACGAGGGCUUCCCCCAUUAAGCGUCAAGACACCUCCACCGCUCACAAGCGCCAGAAAGUGGCGCACUCAACCCAAAUUCAGGCUUGUAAAUCAAAGGUGACAAGUAAGAUUGGUGAGGAACAAAUAGAAAAAGCUGAACAGCAGAUGUGUCCAGGUCCCAGCACACAUCCAGCAUUACACUUAGAAUCACUGCGGUGUUUUGAAAUCCUGGAAAAGUUUACCUCUCCAAUUCACUUCCAGCUUAGAAUCACUGCGGUGUUUAGAAAUCCUGGAACAGCCCGUCUGUAG